Messenger RNA from Andrographis paniculata, 1082 nucleotides. RefSeq names its product germin-like protein subfamily 3 member 2. Gene Ontology annotation, molecular function: manganese ion binding. The coding region runs from base 170 to 808 and encodes 212 amino acids. The record is from RefSeq and is a predicted model, not a curated record. The transcript has a single exon. Gene Ontology annotation, cellular component: cell wall. NCBI's taxonomy places the organism in Eukaryota, Viridiplantae, Streptophyta, Magnoliopsida, Lamiales, Acanthaceae.
GGUGGUUAGAAUCAUUCCACCCAGAAAACAACACUUUGAAGUUAAAAUAAGAUUAGACUUGAAGCCACAGUUUCUGAGUGGUCUCAAAACUUUCAUACACCUCCCAUAAUCUAUAAAACUUGUUGGGAUUUCAGUGUUAGAAAGAUUCACAAAAAGAACAAUUCAACCAAUGCCCCCAAAAAUGAAACCCCUGUUUAUCAGCCUCCUUCUGUUUCUGUACUCGGCCUCAGCUUCGGAUUCGGAUCCCUUGCAAGACUUCUGCAUUCCAAUGCCCGAACUCUCAUCCAUUUUCCUCUCCUGUAAGAACUCAUCCGAUGUCACAGUUGACGACUUUGUCUUCUCAGGCAUAAAAUCCCCCGCAGAACCCGUUGCAAAAACAGGAUUCUCAUCGAUUCCGGUCAGCGCCACUACUUUCCCCGGCCUAAACACACUAGGAAUGUCAUUUGUCCGAGCAGACUUUGAGCCUAGUGGGAUAAAUCCCCCCCAUUAUCAUCCACGGGCAACCGAGGUUGCCUUUGUGCUGGAAGGCAAGAUUUAUUCAGGUUUUGUGGAUUCACAGAACCGUGUCUUCGCUAAGGUGCUCGAGAAAGGAGAGGUGAUGGUGUUCCCUAAAGGGCUGCUGCAUUUCCAGAUGAACGUCGGCGAUAAGCGCGCCACAAUUAUAGGGAGUUUUAACAGCCAAAAUCCAGGGCUGGUGAAAAUCCCAUCUGCUGUUUUUGGGACAGGCAUCAAAGAAGAGCUUUUGGAGAAGGUUUUUGGAUUGAAUGCCAAAGAUCUCUCCAAGCUAAGGAAGAAGUUUGAAGUAUAGCCAUUGAAAUCCCUUUUUCUUGUUUUUCCAUUUCUCUUACAUCCUUUAUAACAAGAAGUUUCAAUCAGAAUCUCUUUAGUAGGUGUCUUGUUUCAAUGGUUUAAAUAAAUAAUUUAUUUGAUCCCAUUUAUGGCAUUGGAUGCUUUUCUUAUGGGAAGACUUGGUAGUGAUUGUCUUUAAAUUUACAAAGAGCCAUAAUUUGGGGAACACCUAGUCAAAAGCCACUUACCAAAUACACUCCUCAAAAGUUGCACAUGCUUGUGAAAUUUAUUAU